ACCGCCAGUGGGUCGCGCAGAGUGCUGGAUCGUCCCCGGAGAAGGGAGAAGGUGCAGAAGGAAGGCUGCAACUUUCUACCGAGCGCAGGCCCCUGCGAGAUCCGGUCUCGGGGCGCUUUUCCUCCCAGGUCACCGAUCGGUGCAGACAGACUUAGCUGCGUGUCUCAGGGACUUCCAGGGCUCCCCCCUCGGUGACCGAUCGCUUGCAUCACUCCAGCCCCUCACUUUCUUUCGCGAGGGGUGUGUUCUGUCCUCUCUGCAAAGGGACCCCGGGAGCUAUGGAGCAGGCGUCAGGUCCGCUCCGAGCUGCCUUCUCCAGCCCGGUUCUCGAAAGCAAAGCCCCGGGGGCCCCGCUGGACUGUAAGGAGACUGAUUGUGGUUCCCCAUCGCCUCGAGGGGAUGGUAUCGGGGCUUCCCAAUCCGCGGCAGAGCUGCCGGCGUGCCCAGAGGAUGCUAUUCUGCCUGCCACCCCUCAUCGGAACCAGCUGCUCGCCCUCGGGGUCCUCCCUGCUAGUGCUAGCUCCGUCUUCGCGGCGCCUGGACAGCCCCGGGAUUCUGCCAGGUGGAUGUUGUGCGUAGCCGGAGCCAAGUUGAAGAGAGAACUUGAUGCCACCGCAACAGUAUUGGCAAACAGGCAAGAUGAAAGUGAACAGUCCAGAAAGCGGCUCAUUGAGCAGAGCCGAGAAUUCAAGAAGAACACUCCAGAGGAUUUACGAAAGCAGGUAGCACCACUGCUCAAGAGCUUCCAAGGGGAGAUUGAUGCACUGAGUAAAAGAAGCAAAGAAGCAGAGGCAGCCUUCUUGACUGUGUACAAGAGACUAAUUGAUGUUCCAGAUCCGGUACCAGCCCUGGACGUCGGGCAACAGCUGGAAAUAAAAGUGCAGCGUCUACACGACAUUGAAACAGAGAACCAGAAACUUAGGGAAACACUAGAAGAGUACAACAAGGAGUUUGCUGAAGUGAAAAAUCAAGAGGUUACGAUAAAAGCACUUAAGGAAAAAAUCCGAGAAUACGAGCAGACCCUGAAGAGCCAGGCCGAGACCAUCGCUCUGGAGAAAGAGCAGAAACUACAAAAUGAUUUUGCAGAGAAGGAGAGAAAGCUGCAAGAGACACAGAUGUCCACCACCUCAAAGCUGGAGGAAGCUGAGCACAAACUCCAGACUCUGCAAACAGCCCUGGAAAAAACUCGAACAGAAUUAUUUGACCUGAAAACCAAAUAUGAUGAAGAAACUACUGCAAAGGCUGAUGAGAUCGAGAUGAUCAUGACUGAUCUUGAACGAGCCAACCAGAGGGCAGAGGUGGCACAGAGAGAGGCAGAGACGUUAAGGGAACAGCUCUCAUCGGCCAACCACUCUCUCCAACUGGCCUCGCAGAUCCAGAAGGCUCCAGAUGUGGAGCAGGCCAUAGAGGUGCUGACCCGAUCCAGCCUAGAAGUAGAGUUGGCUGCCAAAGAGCGGGAGAUCGCCCAGCUGGUGGAAGAUGUGCAGCGACUCCAGGCCAGCCUCACCAAGCUGCGUGAGAAUUCUGCCAGCCAGAUCUCACAGCUGGAGCAGCAGCUGAACGCCAAGAAUAGCACACUCAAACAACUGGAAGAAAAACUCAAAGGCCAGGCUGACUAUGAAGAAGUGAAGAAAGAGCUGAACACCUUGAAGUCCAUGGAGUUUGCACCGUCGGAGGGAGCAGGGACACAGGACUCUACCAAGCCCCUGGAGGUUUUACUCCUGGAGAAGAACCGCUCGCUGCAGUCCGAGAAUGCCACACUACGCAUCUCCAACAGUGACCUGAGCGGGCGCUGUGCGGAGCUGCAGAUCCACCUCACUGAGGCCACAGCCAAGGCUGUGGAGCAGAAGGAGCUGAUCGCUCGCUUGGAGCAGGAUCUCAGCACCAUCCAGUCCAUCCAACGACCUGAUGCCGAGGGGGCUUCCGAGCAAGGCCUAGAGAAGAUUCCAGAACCCAUCAAGGAGGCUACAGCUCUGUUCUAUGGACCCUCAAUGUCAUCCAGUGGGACCCUUCCAGAAGGUCAGGUGGACUCCCUACUUUCCAUCAUCUCCAGCCAAAGGGAACGUUUCCGCACCCGGAACCAAGAGUUGGAAGCCGAGAGCCGCAUGGCCCAACACACCAUCCAGGCCCUGCAGAGCGAGCUGGACAGCCUGCGUGCUGACAACAUCAAGCUUUUUGAGAAGAUCAAGUUCUUGCAGAGUUACCCUGGCCGGGGUAUUGGCAGUGACGACACGGAGCUGAGGUACUCCUCCCAAUACGAGGAACGCCUGGACCCUUUCUCCUCCUUCAGCAAGAGGGAGCGGCAGAGAAAGUACCUGGGCCUGAGCCCCUGGGACAAGGCCACGCUUGGCAUGGGCCGUCUGAUUCUCUCCAACAAAAUGGCCCGCACCAUCGGCUUCUUCUACACCUUGUUCCUGCACUGCCUGGUCUUUCUGGUGCUGUACAAGCUGGCAUGGAGUGAGAGUGUGGAGAGAGACUGUGCGGCUACCUGCGCCAAGAAGUUCGCUGAUCAUCUGCACAAAUUCCACGAGAGUGACAAUGGAGCAGCAGCUGGUGACUUAUGGCAGUGACCCCCAGGCUCACCCAUGAUGAUGUAUUGGCUGCUGCCUCCUCCCUGCUUGAUCAGCUGCUUCUAAUGAUGUAGCCUUCCCCCUCCAACCCCCUCCCCCCAAAAAAUCCCCACGGAAACUGUCUCUGUCCUCAGCCAUCAGCUGCCAGAAGCUCAGAGCCCCUACAACCCCUUUCAAAGGUUGUCACAGCUCCACUGGAGCCCCAAGGUUCAAACAACCCCUAGCACCCAGCUAGGCUGGGGCCCCUGAGGCCCCACCCUCGGCCUAGUCAGCUGACCAGGGCUCCACCCACAUCAGAACCUCUAGCCCUGGUGGCAGAGCUUUCUGACUGUGACACAGUUUGUCACCACCCAGCCUGGCAUUCCUAUAGGCUCUCUUAGGACCCCACCACACAAUAAAAUAGGUGGGAGGCUCCGCUAGACCCCAGGCUUUUCAUCCGCCCUGUUCCCCGGCGGAGCUGGAGGCUGCUUCAAUACAACCUUAACCACAGUCCCCAAGACAGGGAGCCCCACAGAGGGCGAGAUGGUUUCCACUACCCCUUCCCUGCACCCAGGCCAUGAUUUGAGUUCUGCUUGCUUCUUUAGCAAAAUAUUCUGGUUUCUAGAAGAGGAAGUCUGUCCAACAAGGCCCCUGCGCCUCAGGUACCACAGACCACGGUCUGAGAGGCCCCAGCAAAACUGAUCCUGGGCCACAAUGGCAAGGCCAGCUCUCAGGACCUCAGGCAGACCCUUCCUCAGCUGGAUUUGAUCUUUUUCUUCAGCUUCGCAUGAAAUAAAGAAUCGAUGCAGCCACA
Mastomys coucha (southern multimammate mouse) is the source of this 3363-nucleotide messenger RNA. It is a transcript of the gene Cux1, whose product is annotated as cut like homeobox 1. The coding region runs from base 279 to 2570 and encodes 763 amino acids. The transcript has 23 exons. NCBI's taxonomy places the organism in Eukaryota, Metazoa, Chordata, Mammalia, Rodentia, Muridae. Gene Ontology annotation, biological process: intra-Golgi vesicle-mediated transport. Gene Ontology annotation, cellular component: Golgi membrane. The record is from RefSeq and is a predicted model, not a curated record.